Opisthocomus hoazin is the source of this 828-nucleotide messenger RNA. Lineage: Eukaryota; Metazoa; Chordata; Aves; Opisthocomiformes; Opisthocomidae. The record is from RefSeq and is a predicted model, not a curated record.
AUGGCCGACCCAACUCACCAGAGCAUUUCCUAUCAAAUAAACGUGGUGCUGUCCGAACACCGAGCAGCGACGCUGCCCCGGUCGCCCGGCCCACGGAUCACCAGCAGACUCCAGUCUGCGGCCUCCCACCCGGCAGGGCUCCGUGAUAGUCCUCAGACAGUUCAUCAAGUUCACCUUAAUCCAGGAAAUUCUGACAGUAAUACUUAUCAGAGUAUUCAGCAGAUGAGAAAUGCAAUGGAAAAAGAGAUAAAGAGUGAGAGAACAAGAGGAAAUGGUAGAGAGUUAGCAUUCACCCUCAUGCCGUUGUAUGCUCUUGGAGUGGGAGUGUUUGCAGCAUACAAAUUUCUGAAGGUAAGCCAUAAGAAAAGGAAACUGGAGCAGCAUCUGGCACAGACAGAGAAAAUGUUAAAUUCUUUAUUAACUCAGUUGGAUCCACUGUCAAACUGUGUUAAUGCUUUAGCUUGUGAGCAGAAAGAUGAAAUAAUGACACAGCUCCAAUCAAUUAGACGACUGAUGAAAGAAAGUGGAUUGGAUAAAUCAGAAAACAACGUGAAAGAUGUCAGCCACAUUUGUAAUGAGCAGCUUGAAGAUCUCAUUCAGUCAUUUGCUGAACAUUCUCAAGAGAAAGAAAUGGACGACAGAGAAGACAGUAAUGAAGAUUUGCUUGAGGAUGUUGAUAAUGAUUACAGAAUAGAAAAGCAUGAAAUAUUUGAUGAAUGUGAAGUACAUCAGUUUGAGCCAGAUAUGGUAGAAGACCAAGAAAUGUUAAAUAAAGAUGCCAUUGAAUCAGAAGAGAGAGGAUUGAGGAGACGUAAUAGAUAUGAAUGA